Drosophila ananassae is the source of this 1352-nucleotide messenger RNA. Its product is annotated as sterol carrier protein 2. The transcript is spliced from 4 exons. The record is from RefSeq and is a predicted model, not a curated record. Gene Ontology annotation, molecular function: acyltransferase activity, transferring groups other than amino-acyl groups. Bases 80 to 1303 code for a protein of 407 amino acids. Lineage: Eukaryota; Metazoa; Arthropoda; Insecta; Diptera; Drosophilidae.
ACUCUUGGCCGGUGGAUCCAUUUCAGUUGUUUUGAGAGGUCCGACACAGCUGUUGUAUUGAAGAAGCACCAGCCAAAAAAUGACAAAGACCAGAGUAUACGUUAUCGGUGUGGGCAUGACCAAGUUCGAGAAGCCCGGCCGCAGAGCUGACGUUUGCUACCCGGACUUUGCCAAGGAAGCCAUCACCAAAGCUUUGAGUGAUGCGGGCAUCAAGUUCGAGGAAGUGCAGCAGGCUGUGGCUGGCUAUGUCUACGGAGACUCCACCUGCGGUCAGCGAGCUAUUUACGAAGUGGGCAUGACCGGUAUCCCCGUUUACAACGUGAACAACAACUGCUCCACUGGAUCGAGUGCUCUCUACCUGGCCAAGCAGAUUAUCGAGAGCGGAAACUCGGACUGCGUCCUGGCAUUGGGCUUCGAAAAAAUGGAACGAGGAUCCCUCUCCUCAAAGUACUUUGACCGUGCCAACCCCAUGGAGCGUCACAUCUCCGAGAUGAGCGAACUGACCGAGAUCGGAGCUGGACCAAUGGCUGCUCAGAUCUUUGGUAACGCUGGCAAGGAGCACAUGAAAAAAUACGGAACCAAACCCGAGCACUUUGGAAAAAUUGCAUGGAAGAACCACAAGCACUCCGUCAAUAAUCCGUACUCCCAAUUCCGAGAUGAGUACACCCUGGAGCAGAUUAUGAAGUCGCCUCAAGUUGUGGAAGGCGUUCUGACCAAGCUUCAGUGCUGCCCCACCUCUGAUGGAUCCGGAGCAGCCAUCCUGGCCUCCGAGGCCUUCGUCCGCCGCCACGGGCUGGAGAAACAAGCUGUGGAGAUCGUGGGCAUGGAGAUGGCCAGUGAUCCGGAAUCAACUUUUGCGGACAAGAGCCUGAUGAAGAUUGCAGGCUACGACAUGACCCGCCUGGCUAGCCAACGCCUGUUUGCCAAGAGUGGCUACAAGCCUCAGGAUGUGCAGGUAGUGGAGCUGCACGAUUGCUUCUCUGCGAAUGAGCUUGUUACGUACGAGGCUCUUGGCUUGUGUGGAGAAGGCGAAGCCGGCGCUUUUAUCGAUCGCGGAGACAACACCUACGGUGGAAAGUUUGUGGUGAACCCCAGUGGAGGUCUUAUCUCGAAGGGACAUCCUCUCGGAGCCACUGGUCUAGCCCAGUGUGCCGAGCUGUGUUGGCAGGUGCGCGGUCUGGCAGAAAAGCGCCAGGUUCCCAACGCAACGUUGGCCUUGCAGCACAACCUGGGCUUGGGUGGAGCCGUGGUGGUAGCUCUCUACCGUUUAGGAUUCCCUGGGGCCUCUAAAGCCAAAUUGUAAAUAAAAAAAGAUUUUUUGUAAAUAUUUUUAUUAAAUGUGUGAAAUGUUA